Messenger RNA from Centruroides sculpturatus (bark scorpion), 1523 nucleotides. It is a transcript of the gene Mic26-27, whose product is annotated as MICOS complex subunit Mic27-like. The record is from RefSeq and is a predicted model, not a curated record. Gene Ontology annotation, cellular component: MICOS complex. The transcript is spliced from 9 exons. Bases 88 to 816 code for a protein of 242 amino acids. Gene Ontology annotation, biological process: cristae formation. NCBI's taxonomy places the organism in Eukaryota, Metazoa, Arthropoda, Arachnida, Scorpiones, Buthidae.
UUUUUUUCAGUAAAAGCAAGUUCUGAUUCAUAAGAUGAAGACAACCGAUUUUAGCGCUUCUAGCGGAGGAUAACGGCAACUGUGAAGAUGUUGCAAAAAUUACUAUUUCCUGUAAUAGUUUAUGCAAAAGAACCUGUUUCCGAUGAAAAUAAAGAAUUACUCAAAGCAAAUGAAUUACCAGUUUACGUUUCAACGGACGACAUAGAAGGAUACGAAGUUGUAAAGAGAAGUCCGUCAUCUCUUGAGAAUGGAAUUUCUUACGUCAGAAAAAAUGUUACUGUUUAUGUGAAUGCUAUGCAGGAUGUCACAAACAAAGUGGAGGAGAAUUGUAAAAAUGUAUUUAAUCAAACGAAGCAGGGUUAUGAUUACAUCACAGACAAAGAUAAUUCAUUACCGAGGGCCAUAGCUAUCACAUCUGGCGGCUUAAUUGGAUUUUUGUUUGGGAUAAGAGGUGGUAUCAUGAAAAAAGUCUUCUAUACCAGCACUGGAUUGACAGCAGCCUCAGCAAUAUGUUAUCCUAAGCAAGCUGCUGAAAUUUGUCAAAAUGGAUAUAAAUGGAUUAAAGAAAACAAAGGUCAAGAUAUUACUGAAGUUGCAGGUGAAAAGUUGAAGGAAAUUUCUUUAAAAGUUACUUCAAAAUUACCAUCAAUGGAUUCUUUUGACAAAGUCGGUGAACAAUUCAAAAAUUUAAUUGGUUCUGGGAAAAAGGUGGAAGGCGACGUGGGCCAGAGUCAUCCGGAUGACAAGGAUUUAUAUGCGACUAGAAGCAAAUUAAAUUCUGCAAGUAGCAAUAGAUAUGAAAUAUGCAGAAAAUGAAAAGAGUUUGUAUAGAAAUCUUGGCCUUCUACAGUUGAAUUGCAGUUAGCAUUUUAUUUAAUAUAACAUUGAUUAAAACAAUAAAUAAAAAAAUAUUUUAACUUAAUUUUUUUAUAUACAAAAACCAAACUGCUGUAUUAAUUAAACUUUCAAAAAUUUGAACCAGUGUUUUGUACUUAUUGGGCUUAGAAAUUUAAAAAUUUAAAUCUUUACUGAGAUUUAGAUACUUGAUGAUUUUGAUACGUUAACAGUUUCAAAAUAAAAUCGUGAACUUUAUAUUCCUGCCAGUUCGACAAAAGUAACAUUGAGAAGUUGUUAAAGUGCCACUCAUUACUACGACCAACUAGGGGACAUUUUUGAGGAACCAAAGCAGUGAUGAGCAAUCUUUUCUGAAUGCGGGUUAUCAGAAAUUUCGCAAGAAUUGCAGGAAUUAAGUCUGCCAAGUACAAUGUACUAAAAUAAUAUAUGCUAAUGAUAUGCAGACUAGUAAUUUAUAGUUUAUUCUAGCUAAGUUUAGUUUGAAUGUUCCGUUCACCUAUAUUAACUUAAUUAUGAUUGCGUAAUGAUACGAGGAAGUAAACACAAAAACAAAAUUAUGUGGACAAACUAUCAAAGGCCACGCAAUCCACACGACUGAAGUAAAGUAUUGUACAGACGAAUCAAUAAUUUAUCAAAUGUUGGCACAGACAUACGAAAGUAAUUUUAAA